AUGGAUAGAAAACCCGGCGUGGACUACAGCGUCCUGCGCCCCCUAAACGGACCGGACUCUGCAAGCCAUUCCACACUGGAACUACUCAACGUUCAGUCACUCACAAACAAAGCCGGACUCAUCACAGACAAACAAAUUGACAUUCUCUGCCAUACAGAGACCUGGCAACAGCCUGAGGUCUACUCUGCCCUCAAUGAGGCCUGUCCCCCUGGGUACAGCUACCUCAGCAAGGCCCGGACUACAGGUCGGGGGGGGUGGCCUCGCUGUUUUUCACCGCAGCACCAUUCAAACCUCUCCACUGUCUGCCCCACCCUUCAACACUUUUGAACAUCUGGUUUUUAAUUGCAAACACAUCACAUCGCAUAACACCACCUCUGCAACCAUAGCACUCAUUUAUCGCCCCCCCAAACCACAUCCAUUAUUCCUCUCUGAAAUUCAUGACUUUCUCAUCUCACUUUGCACCUCACACUCAAACGUUCUGGUUCUGGGGGACUUCAACAUCAACAUGGACUCACUCUCCUGCAAACUGGCUGCUGAAUUUAAACAGGUUCUGGACUGCCUCAAUCUCCAUCAAUCCGUUGUUGGACCCACCCACACAAAGGGCCACACACUGGACCUGGUCAUCACAGAUUCCAUCCACAUCUCAGACCUUCACGUCCAGAACAUUGGCAUCUCAGACCAUUAUGCAGUCACCUUCAGGACCCCUCUACCCUCCCCCCUCACCAAACCCCAGCGCCUUAUAGCAUUCAGAAAUUUCAAGAACAUUGACUCCACCUCCCUCAGUCAGCAUCUCCAGCUCCUCUCUCCUCCUCCAAACACAUCACUUACUGAUCUCAUGGACUACUACAACCACAAUCUUCACUCUAUCCUUGACUUUCAUGCUCCUCUGAAAACCAGGACAGUCACCUUCACCCGUUCCGCCCCCUGGUUCACAGAGGAGCUGAGACGACUAAAAAGGACUGGCCGAGUCCUGGAGCGGGCCUAUGUCACAUCUGGGCUGACGGUGCAUAAGUUGGCCUACCAGGAACACCGUCGGAGAUAUGCCAAUGAACCUUCCAAGGCCAGGUCAGCACACUACUCCAACAUCAUUAACAAUAACCCAGGUAACUCCAAACAACUCUUCACCACAGUUAAACACCUUCUCAAACCUCAGACCUCACCACACCAUAACCAAACAGUCACCCAGUGCAACGAAUUCAUGGAUUUUUUUACCUCAAAAAUACACCAUAUCCGUGCAUCUCUCUCCUCCGCCAACAGUUCUAUCCCGUCAAGUGACAUUGCUCCCACCACACAACACCUGUCUCAAUUCACCCCCACAGUGCAGCAGGAGGUUGAAAAAAUAA
Messenger RNA from Xyrichtys novacula (pearly razorfish), 1343 nucleotides. NCBI's taxonomy places the organism in Eukaryota, Metazoa, Chordata, Actinopteri, Labriformes, Labridae. The record is from the annotation of a GenBank genome assembly.